Dictyostelium discoideum AX4 is the source of this 1674-nucleotide messenger RNA. RefSeq lists its product as hypothetical. The coding region runs from base 1 to 1674 and encodes 557 amino acids. The transcript has a single exon. The record is from RefSeq and is a predicted model, not a curated record. NCBI's taxonomy places the organism in Eukaryota, Evosea, Eumycetozoa, Dictyosteliales, Dictyosteliaceae.
AUGGGACAAUCAGAAAGUAAGUUAAGAAAUCGUGCAAUUGAAAGUAUACAAAGUGAAUAUGGAGUUUCAAAAUUUAAAAAGAUAAUGAAAAAAAUGAAAAAGGUUGACAUCAAUUCAAUUACCGAUUCAUCAGGUAGCACAUUAAUAAAUAUAGCAUCACAAAUGGGAAAGAAAUCAGUGAUCAUCGAAUUAAUUAAAAUGGGUGCCAAUAUAAAUAUUCCAAAUAAUUCAGGUUUAACACCAAUACAUCAUUGUGUUAUCAAUGGUGAAGAGGAAUUAGUAUCAUUAUUACUUCGUGCUGGUGCAAACCCAAAUUCUGUCACUGAAUUAUCAUUAACUCCAUUAAUUACAGCUGUUAAAAGAGGUGAUGAAAAAUUAGUCGAAAUUUUAUUUACUUGUACAACUGAUUUAAAUAAUAAUAAUAAUAAUAAUUGUAAUAAUAGUAAUAAUAAUAAUAAUAAUAAUAGGUCAGAAAAAGAAAGUACAUAUAAUUCAUCACCCACAUUGGGUGGUGCUUCAUCUUCUUCAACUUUAAAUAAUAGUGGUAAUAAUUUAUAUAAUAAUAAUAAUAAUAAUAAUGGUAUGAUAAUGAUUGAUGUUAAUUUAUGUGAUAAACAAAAGAUGACACCAUUGAUGUGGGCAGCAAAUGAAGGAAAUCAAAUUUUAGUGAAAUAUUUAUUAAAUAUGGGAGCAGAUGUGAAUAAAAGGGACGCUGUAGGGAAAACUGCCAUAUUUUUUGCGAAACAAAACUCACAUUAUCAAAUCAUUACGAUGUUAAGUGAAAAAUUUUGUAAAGUUAAUAAAAUUACAAAUAUGAAACCUUCACCAACUUCUUCAAAUAUACAACAACAACAACAACAACAACAAUCUUUAGCCGCUUCUUCUUCAAAUAAUAAUAUAUAUAAUGGGGGCAACAAUAGUAAUAAUAAUAGUAGUAAUAAUAAUAACAACAAUAAUAAUAGCAGUAAUAAUAAUAACAAUAAUAAUAGCAAUCAACCACCAACAAAUGGUGGUAAUAAUAUGUAUCAUAGCUCACAUCAUCCAACACCCCAACCUUUAAAUUCGCCUCCUUUAUUUAAUACAGCAACAGAUUCUUUAGCAUCUUCAUGGUCAUCAAGUGAUAGUGGUUUAAAUCAAUUGAACGCAAUUGAUAGUAAUAAUAAUAAUAAUAAUAAUAAUAAUAAUAAUAAUAAUAAUAAUAAUAAUAAUAAUAAUAAUAACAACAACAACAACAAUAAUAAUAAUAAUAAUAUAAAUAAUAUAAAUAAUAAUAAUGUACAAUUAAAACAACAACUAUCCAUUGAAUUAAUAGAUAGUGGAAAUAACAAAAAUAGUAAUAAUAAUAAUAAUAAUAAUAAUAAUAAUAAUAAUAAUAAUAAUAAUAAUAAUAAUAAUAAUAAUAUAAAUAGUGUAAAUAUAAAUAGCAACAACAAUAAUAAUAAUAAUAAUAAUAGUACUCAUAAGCAUAAACGUGAUAAUAGUACAUUACAUAGUACAAUAAGUUCAAGUUCAAAGGAUGACAGAUGUUGUAAAGUUUGUUGGGAAAGACCAUCAGAUACUGUUUUACUUUGGUGUGGCCAUUAUGCAAUUUGUUUCUAUUGUUCUCAAUUCCUUCAAGUUUGUCCUAUGUGUAUAGAACCAAUCGAAAGGGUUCAAAAAGUAUUUAUAUCAUAA